AUGGAAGAUUGCCAGGUGAAUGAGGAUAAUGAGCAGCCGAGGACUGACAAUCAGGGAGAGGCCGAGAUACGCAAACAAGGAAAGAGGAACGGACCAGGAAAUGAAGCAAAGAAGAAUAACAAUGGACACAAAACACAGGAUAAAACACAAGCUGGUGGUAACGAGGGCGGAAACUCAGUGAAGCUUGGACACAAAAUACAGGAGAAGGGAUCGGGUGACCAGAAGAAUCAAUUAUCGGCGAGGGGUGGGAAGAACAAACAGACGGUUUCGGUGAACUUGGUAAAUGAGGAAGCAAAGAAGUCAGGCAAUCCUAUACCAUUGGGGGGGACGCCGAAAAAGAUCAUAGGCCAGGAUUCUAGGCUAAUAAGGAUUAGAACAAAGGAAAUCGGCGGCGGCGGCCUUGUAUCGAUAAAUCUGGCGAUCGUGGAAGGCCUGAGGGCGAGAUCGUCUCUGAAGCCUGAAGCUGCAGGCAUUGGCCGUGGAGGAGGUGAUCUAGACAGCGACGACGACGACGGCGUCCAUGUCCUCGGCUUUAGGCGGUGGCGGCGGAGACUUCUCUCCAGGGUGAGAGGACUCUCAUUCACCUGGGGCUUCGGCCUGCGGCUUUUGCUCUUCAUCGCCGCCAUCGCCACCUUCUAUACGGCAUUCUCUUCUCUUCCCAUCGAGAAGAAAUUGAAGGACCUCCUUGUAUGGAUAAAGGAGGAUCUUGGGCCAUGGGGACCGCUUGUUCUGGUUCUUGUGUACAUUCCUCUCACAGUUCUAGCAGUUCCUGCUUCGGUUCUUACACUUGGUGGUGGUUAUCUUUUUGGGCUGCCGGUAGGGUUCAUUGCUGAUUCCAUAGGUGCCACAUUAGGCGCAACUGCUGCCUUCCUUGUUGGUAGAACGGUUGGUAGACCAUACAUUAUUUCCAAGUUAAAGAACUACCCAAAGUUUCAAGCUGUCACCAUAGCAGUUGAGAGAUCUGGCUUCAAGAUAGUUUUGCUCCUUCGGCUUGUUCCUUUACUUCCAUUUAACAUGCUGAAUUACCUCCUGUCUGUGACUCCUGUUCGUGUAGGGGACUUCGUGCUGGCAUCUAUGCUUGGUGUAAUGCCAAUAACAUUUGCACUAGUCUAUGUCGGGACAACAUUGAAUGACCUUUCUGCUAUUACACAUGGAUGGGCUGAAGCCUCAAAAAUGCGCUGGAUAUUCAUGGUGCUGGGAUUAGCGAUAUCCGGCGUUCUCUUCUUCUUGAUUGGUAGAAUCGCCAAAGCUGCUCUGGAGAAAGCCUUGUCUGAAAAUAGUGACUUGGAAGCUGCUGCAACAACAACAACGUUACUGGAUUCGUCAUUGCCUCUAAUAAUUACGGUAGAUCCUGUGGGUGGGGGAUGA
Messenger RNA from Linum trigynum, 1368 nucleotides. NCBI's taxonomy places the organism in Eukaryota, Viridiplantae, Streptophyta, Magnoliopsida, Malpighiales, Linaceae. The record is from the annotation of a GenBank genome assembly.